Molecule: messenger RNA, 3402 nt
Organism: Gaeumannomyces tritici R3-111a-1
Lineage: Eukaryota; Fungi; Ascomycota; Sordariomycetes; Magnaporthales; Magnaporthaceae
Exons: 1
Coding region: 219-2852 (877 amino acids)
Source: RefSeq, a predicted model, not a curated record
CAUCGAUCGACCCAGGCCGCUCUCGUCACUCGCGUCUUCAGAAUGGCCUCAGCUCUUGAUAUAUAAGAGCGGGGAGCCUACUUGGCCAUACUGAAGACUGCAACACCACCCCGCCCUCUAGCUUACUGGGGAAUUACGCGAGCUAUCAUACCUGCUUAAUCAUUGUUUUGAUUUGCUUAGAUUGAGCAUCUCGUCUACUUGCCAACAUUACUCUGGAGAUGUCUUUUAUAUCCGAGGGUGGCGGGGCGGCAAAUGCUGGAUCCGUCUCACCGUCCCGCAAACAACGUCGCUCCCGCAUCUCCCAGUCUGUCCUUGAAUCGACACCAUGGACGGCAACAAGGUGCCACCGCCUCAUACGACCUCUGCUCUCACACAUCACCGCACUGCAAAAGGAGAUGUCCUGGCCUUCCAACGAUGCCGCCUUGGCUGGUGUCACCUCUGAAGCGUCCCGGGAGGCUUUGUCUGGUCCCUCUCCCGGCCCGACCUCUUGUUCCCCUCGACAGGCUUGGGUAGCAGCCGCCUCGACUGCUGCAGCCCGCCGAGGGAGGAACAUGCAAACCUACUCGACCAGGGGCUCAAGGCAGCGCACAGGCCAGAGGACACAGCCAAGAUCCUCAGACGACAAUGAAGCACCGUCAUCAUCCUCGUCGCAGGCCUUCGCCAACAAGGCCUGUAUCUGGAGCGACACGGCAAUGCCGACGCCCAUAGUCCGCAAGAUCCGGUACCACCAGCUGUCUUCCCCCGUGGGGCCGCCUCGACCCCCACCGAAGUUCACCGUGGAUGUCGAUGACUCGGCAGAUAGACCUCUGCAGGGUGGUCGUCGGGCGGCCAGCACCGCGCCCGCGCGUUCCGCAGUGGAGGAGGAUCUGGCCGGAUUGCGGCGCACCACGCCGGCCUGCGUUUUCAACAUGUACGAGGCCAUCUUGCGCGCCACUGAGUCGCUCCUGCGCGCGACCGCCGAGCCGGCAGCGGCGUCGGAACGGGCGACGGCCCCGGUCCUGGUGGCGCGCAAAUCACUCUUCGCCAUGUGUCUGCGCCAGGUGCCUGCCUACAUCGCGGGCCGCCAAGAGUGGGAGCGCGAGGAGGCUGAGGCCCGGGGCGAGAAGGCGGCCUUCAACCCUUCCGAGGUCUCCUUCGGCAUCUACAGCGAGCUCGAAGGGCUGGGACCCGGCGACGGCGCCGGGUACAGGCAUCUGCGGGUCGUCGUCAGGGCCCACGGCAUCCGCAUCCUCCGCGACGCGGUUGAGCAAGGUAUUCUAGCCGACGCCGCCUUCUGUGCCGCCCUAGCCAGGCUCUGUCUCCUCUCCAAUGCCGGAUCCGAGGCCGAGGAGAUCCUACGGGCAGCCCUGGUGCAAGCUCCGCCGUUCCCGGGACCUACGGGCCCUGACAGCACGCUCGGAGAGAGCCCUGUCUUGGCUCCCGUACGGCUACUACUCACGGUGGCGGAAACGUCUAAGCGAGACGCGUUUGCGUUGCGGGAGAUGGCGAACCUCCUGUCGAGUGGGAAGCUGCCCCAGGAGUGGAUGUGCACUUCGGUGUUCCGGAAGCUCUGGGCCACUGUGGUGCGAGCCAUCUCGAGCAACGGGCCAUGCCAGGGGGCGAUGGAAUUUGCAAAAGUAUCACUCAACAUUAUUUGCAAGCAUGUCAACCGACGGAAUAGAAAAUCAAGCUCUAAGCAAGACGACGAAAAUAGCGGUGCGUGGGAGAGGACGCUGGAUUCGUCGUUGGCUUCGCUGGCAACAAUGUUGACUGUGGGACACGAAUCGCUGGCGAAGCCGGAAGCUAGCUCAUCGAGGCACGAAAAGAUAGCAAUUAUCACCAAACGGGUUAGAGUUAUCUUGCACUCCUCACUGGCAGCAUCAACCGGGAGGGGUAUCCGCCAAUUUGGAGGGGGCGUCUUUCUCUUGCUUCUCACACUAUAUCUCUCCACCAGUCCCGACCUGGCGAACGAUGCAACUGAGGCCGCCGUCAGGGAGCGGCUGGAGUUGCUGUGGGAGGAGUCGUCCGGGGCCAGAACAUCACAGCACCACGGCAGAGCCGUCAAGCUCAUCAGCUCGAUCGCCCAGUGCUGCGGGAGGGGCACGAGCUCGGCGUCGUCGACAUACCUCCUAGGGCUGUGUGGGCGGGUGCACGCUCUGGACGUGGAUGGCGAGCUUUUCGACAAGCUCGAGGCCGACUGCGCAUUCUCGCUGGCGCACAGAACCAACGACCUGCGAGACCUUGCGUUUGCGGAGACGCUCAGCCAGUCGCGAGCUGGGGCGGGCGGAUUGGUGGACGAGACGGCGGAGGCCUCGGGCGAUGGGUCGUCAGCCCCAAACAUAUUUACGGGAUAUAAGUGGGAUGACGGCAUCAGCGAGUGGGUUCUCAAGACUCCAGCGCCGCGCAAGCCGCAGAUGCCACCGGCAUCUCGAUCGCACAGUGGUAGCAACAGGAUCGGCAGCAUCACCUCCAGGAGGUGCCGCACCGCAUCUCCCGCCGUCUCGCAUCCCGAGACGCCCCCACAAGCCGGCAGGCGACGAGCCCUCCGCUCCCAAACAGCCGACGCGGCAGAGUCGUCAGCAGAGGACUGUAGCUACGACGACAGCAACGAAUACGACGAGCUGUCUUUCGACUCGUCCUUCAACUGCCGCAAGAACCCGACCCUGAAGAGGCGCAGGGCGGCCACUGUCGUGGCCAGGGGUCCCCCGCGCCGAGUGGGUGAGAGUCGCCCGGUCAGCACCACGGUGAUGCUGUCGCUUCGGAGCCACGGCAACAGCAACGACAGGCGAGGAGCGGCCGCUGGGGUCCCCAGGAAGAGAAUGAGGCCAAGCUUGGAUUCAGAGCAGUCGAGCGACGACGAGCUCUGCAUGUGAACGAGCUCGCCGCUUGCGCACUUAGCCUUGGAGGCGAGCAUCCGCGUCCCGUCAAGUUGGCAACGGAGCCGCGGACUCAAACGCUCUCCACGUUUCUCGCUUCUCACUUCUCGCUUAUUUUUUCGUCUCGAGGAUGCCAUUCUGCGCCUAUCCAUCGAGCCUUCAAGCCUCUUGACGAGGGCGAUCACCCACGUCAAGCCUUCGGACUCCCCCAUCCCAAGGCCAUUUAUACCCAUAUCCCGGCGCGCGCGAGAGCAGGGACGGACCGUCUACGAUGCCCGUCCCAACAUGUCUAUCGGGACUUACCCAUAUGGCGUGGCGGAGGCGUCGCGGAAGGCGUUUGUUUGUUUGUUUGACAUUGUUGAAUCAUAAUUUACGAUUGUAUUCUAGCAGCGAGAUGAUGUUGGUAUCUGAGGGGUCCGGGCACUUGUGCGAGCCAACACGGUGUUGAAUAUCCCAACACACCCAUCAGGGGUAGGCUGGCCGGCAUUGGUUGGCGCAUGCGACGUAUACUCAUGUCACGUCAUUUUAAAGAUACUGAAGUCUAUCG